Messenger RNA from Bacidia gigantensis, 1779 nucleotides. RefSeq lists its product as uncharacterized. Gene Ontology annotation, biological process: vesicle-mediated transport; intracellular protein transport. Bases 1 to 1779 code for a protein of 592 amino acids. Gene Ontology annotation, cellular component: Golgi membrane. NCBI's taxonomy places the organism in Eukaryota, Fungi, Ascomycota, Lecanoromycetes, Lecanorales, Ramalinaceae. The transcript is spliced from 4 exons. The record is from RefSeq and is a predicted model, not a curated record.
AUGGAUAUCGUCGCAGCUGUGUCGGGUUAUGUCUCCAAGAUGGUCACCUCUGGCGAUCAUGCGUCAGGAGUUUCGUCGUCUAAGAUGAAGAUCCUUCUGCUUGACAGUGAGACAGUUCCAAUUGUCUCGACCGCUAUAACUCAGUCAGCCCUUCUCAAUCAUGAGGUCUAUCUCGUCGACCGCCUCGACAAUGCCUCUCGAGAGAAGAUGCGACACCUACGUUGUAUCUGUUUUGUAAGGCCCUCGCCAGACUCUGUUCAAGGCUUGAUAGAUGAGCUUCGAGAACCAAAAUACGGCGAAUAUUCGAUAUAUUUCAGCAAUGUUAUCAAAAAGUCCACGCUGGAGCGCAUGGCUGAGGCUGAUGGCAAUGAAGUCGUCAAGACUGUACAAGAAUAUUUCGCGGACUAUGUGACUGUGAACCCAGAUCUGUUCUCUCUCGACCUUGGCUUUCCAAAGCAGCGCAUUUGGAGCGGUAGCCCAGACACUUGGAAUACUGACUCCUUGCAGCGGUGCAAGGAAGGCGUCAUCGGCAUUUUACUAUCCUUGAAGAAAAAGCCGCUGAUACGGUACGAGAGGAAUAGCUUGCUGGCGAAGAAGCUAGCAACGGAGAUCCGCUAUACAAUGACACAGGAGGAGCAACUAUUUGACUUUAGGAAGACUGAUACACCCCCAAUACUGCUAGUACUUGACCGCCGAGACGACCCUAUCACGCCUUUGUUGACUCAAUGGACAUAUCAGGCGAUGGUCCAUGAGAUGCUAGGCAUCCACAACGGCAAAGUCGAUCUCAAAGACGUUCCAGACAUAAGGGCUGAGCUGAAAGAGGUCGUCUUAUCCCAAGAUCAAGAUCCUUUUUUCAAGAAGAACAUGUAUCUGAAUUUUGGAGACCUGGGAGGUAAUAUCAAGGAGUACGUCGAGCAGUACCAAUCGAGGACGAAGAGCACAGCCAGCAUCGAGUCUAUCGCAGAUAUGAAACGCUUUGUGGAAGACUUCCCUGAAUUUCGAAAGCUUUCGGGCAAUGUUAGCAAGCAUGUGACCUUAGUGGGUGAGCUGAGCCGACUCGUGGGUGCAGAUGGACUGCUGGAUGUAAGCGAACUCGAGCAGAGCUUGGCCUGCAACGACAAUCAUGGGACGGAUCUCAAGAAUGUUCAACGACUCAUACAAUCGACUCAGAUACCCGCAUCUAACAAGAUCCGUCUUAUUGCAUUGUACGCUAUCCGAUAUGAACGGCAUCCCUCCAAUGCCUUGCCAGUCCUCCUCGAUUUGCUUGAGGCGGCUGCUGGUAUUCCGUCCUGGCGGGUGGAUAUCGUACGUCAGCUUCUUGCCUACCAUCAAUCUCUCCAAGCUGCACCCGCUGCGGGCGGCUUUUCCGACUUGUUCGAGUCCUCAUCGAUAUUCUCCGGCGCGAGAGAUAGAUUCAAAGGACUUAAAGGGGUGGAGAAUGUCUACACGCAGCACUCUGCGCGACUGGAAGCAACGCUGCAGAAUCUAAUCAAAGCGAAAUUGAAAGAGCAACAGUACCCAUUUGUUGAGGGUGGCGGCUCGACACGGGAUAAGCCACAGGACAUCAUCAUCUUCAUGAUCGGGGGCGCAACCUACGAGGAGGCUAAGAUGGUGACACAAGUAAACGCUAGUGUUCCUGGAAUUCGAGUAGUCUUGGGAGGCACGACCAUUCAUAACAGUGCCACUUUCCUCGAAGAGAUCGAGGAUGCUGUUUCAACUUGGCCGGAGGGUCGACCUGCCACAGCGGCGGCAAGGCUGAGACGGGAGGCCGGGCGAUAG